AUGGGAUUGUUCGACCUUGGAUGUACAUGCAACAACGUUUAUGAAUACCAUGCCCAACUGAUCGGCUGUAUGAAAAUGCAUGACACAAUGGCCCUGCAUCAAAACGUGCCGAAAGGUCCAAUUAGUUUUGGUCAAUGUGAAGCGGAUUUGAGACAAAAUUACGAAAUGUUUCCUCUUUCCAAUGUGCUGUCGGAGCAAAACUCGCAUACACAGCAAAAUAGUGCUUCAAUGGUGACUUCAACGCCAACAAUAAUGAAUUGUUCAGCGCAGACGAUAAGUAAUUGCAAUAAAUGA
Adineta ricciae is the source of this 294-nucleotide messenger RNA. The record is from the annotation of a GenBank genome assembly. Lineage: Eukaryota; Metazoa; Rotifera; Eurotatoria; Adinetida; Adinetidae.